Botrytis sinoallii is the source of this 666-nucleotide messenger RNA. RefSeq lists its product as uncharacterized. The record is from RefSeq and is a predicted model, not a curated record. Gene Ontology annotation, biological process: protein import into mitochondrial matrix. Gene Ontology annotation, cellular component: mitochondrial inner membrane; TIM23 mitochondrial import inner membrane translocase complex. Gene Ontology annotation, molecular function: transmembrane protein transporter activity. The transcript is spliced from 2 exons. The coding region runs from base 1 to 666 and encodes 221 amino acids. NCBI's taxonomy places the organism in Eukaryota, Fungi, Ascomycota, Leotiomycetes, Helotiales, Sclerotiniaceae.
AUGUCAUUCUGGGACAAGUUGACAGGGCGAAAGCCAUCAAAGGAUGCUUCUAGUGGCGGAUCAACAACCUCGAAUACACCAACAGACACAUUCACACCUACACCUUUUAACCCACAAGAAGGGCAAGAUGUCAGCUCUUUUCUUACAGGGCCAGAACUCGUAGAUCCUUCACAACUCCAUCCUAUGGCAGGUCUGAAUCAGCAGACUUUAGAUUACCUAUCUCUUGAAGAAUCCGCCCUCUCGGACCUUCCAGGAUCGCAGUCUGCUUUACCCUCUAGAGGCUGGUCAGACGAUUUGUGUUAUGGUACCGGUGUGACAUAUUUGACGGCGCUGACUGUGGGGGGUGCUUGGGGACUACAAGAGGGUUUGAGGAGGUCUGCGACACAACCGCCAAAGUUGCGAUUGAACUCGGUGCUGAACGCUGUUACGAGACGUGGGCCAUUCUUGGGAAAUUCCGCAGGAGUAAUUGCUAUGGUUUACAAUGGUUUUAAUUCUUUUAUUGGACAUAUGAGGGGUAGACAUGACUCUGCGAAUAGUGUUCUAGCAGGUGCGCUCAGUGGGAUGAUCUUCAAAAGUACAAGAGGAGUUCGACCUAUGAUGAUUUCCGGUGGAAUUGUGGCUUCUGUAGCCGGCGCAUGGGCAGUUGCAAGAAAAGCCGUAUUCUAA